UUCGUCGCCGCCAGCACUCGAAUAGCCGUUGUUGGUGCAAGCCUGCGCCGGGUGGGGACUGGGGAGGCGGGGAGCCGUAGCGGCGCGCGCAUCACGAUCGACUCGCGCCAUGGCGGGGAGGGAGAGGCGGAGGCGCUCGACGACGCUCGACGGCGACGGUCAGCGGCGGCGGCAAGAGGAGGCGGCGCUCCUCCUCCGGAAGAUCAAAGGGCUCGUGCGCUGGGUGGUCGCGGAGCUGGCCGCCGGCCGCUCCCCGUCCGUCGCGCUCCGCCGGUACCAGAACUACUGCGCCGCCGGCGCGGUCGCCGCGUCCCCGUCCCCAUGCGCCUGCAGCUACGACGCCCCCGUCGGCACGGACGUGCUCUCCCUGCUCCACAAGGAUUACCACGCCUCCCGCCUCAAUGUGCUGCUGAGGGUUCUGCUCGUGGUGCAGCAGCUCCUGCAGCAGAACAAACACUGCUCUAAGAGGGACAUCUACUACAUGUACCCCUCCCUUUUCCAUGAACAAGCCAUUGUUGACCGUGCCAUCAACGAUAUCUGCAUACUCUUCAAGUGCAGCCGGCACAAUCUCAACGUGGUUCCUGUAGUGAAAGGUUUGGUGAUGGGCUGGAUAAGAUUUGUGGAGGGCGAAAAGAAAGUGUAUUGCAUGACAAACGUCAAUGCUGCUUUCACCAUCCCAGUCAGCAUUGAGUCAAUCAAAGAUGUUGUUAGUGUAGCUCACUACGUACUAGCUGUUGAGAAGGAGACAGUGUUCCAACGUUUGGCCAAUGACAAGUUCUGCGAAAGGAAUCAUUGCAUUGUUAUUACAGGAAGAGGCUACCCUGAUAUUCCAACAAGAAGAUUCUUGCACUACCUUGUUGAACAGCUUCAUCUGCCUGCCUAUUGCUUAGUGGACUCAGAUCCUUAUGGGUUUGACAUUCUGGCCACCUAUAAAUUUGGUUCCAUGCAAUUGGCAUAUGAUGCAAACAUGCUACGUGUGCCUGAUAUUCGGUGGCUUGGGGUCUUCACAUCUGACUUCAAGGAAUAUUGCCUUCCAGACUGCUGCCUACUUCGCUUGUCACCUGAAGAUAGGAGGAAAGCUGAAGGCAUUCUCACCAGGUGUUAUUUGCACAGGGAAGCCCCAGAAUGGAGGUCAGAAUUGGAAGCAAUGUUGCAAAGGGGUGUCAAAUUUGAGAUUGAGGCACUGUCUGCAAGUUCCAUUUCCUUUUUGUCAGAAGAAUACAUACCCCAGAAGAUCAAGCAAGGAAAGUAUAUAUAAGAUCGAGCAUGCCUGUACCCGUCCAGAGUUGUGCCUUUCUAAUGAAAAGAGCCUUAUUUUGUUUAGUUAUGCUGCCUGACUGUGGUUUAGUGUAGUGUUACAUAUCUGAUCUUGUAGUAAAGAUAUCCUUCAAGA
This is a messenger RNA of Phragmites australis (common reed), 1393 nucleotides long. RefSeq names its product meiotic recombination protein SPO11-1. The transcript is spliced from 15 exons. The coding region runs from base 110 to 1258 and encodes 382 amino acids. Lineage: Eukaryota; Viridiplantae; Streptophyta; Magnoliopsida; Poales; Poaceae. Gene Ontology annotation, biological process: reciprocal meiotic recombination; meiotic DNA double-strand break formation; meiotic DNA double-strand break processing. Gene Ontology annotation, cellular component: nuclear chromosome. The record is from RefSeq and is a predicted model, not a curated record. Gene Ontology annotation, molecular function: ATP binding; DNA topoisomerase type II (double strand cut, ATP-hydrolyzing) activity; DNA binding.